UACAUUCACAUUGUAAGUAACGCAACCUGCUCCUUUCACAGUCGAUUCCGCACCUUGCAGUCACAUCUCCACACAACGCAUUUUCUCGUGGAAGAUGAAUUAUCGGGUCUCUUCGAUUCUUUUGCAGCAGUGUAAUGGUUAAAUCAGUGCCGAAUGCGUUAUUUGAUGUGGUGUGUGGUGUCUAAGCUUGAGCAGUCCUCUACAGUGAGAAGAUGGCGUCGGACGGAGCGAAAGGGGAGCAGCCACCUCCGCUACAAACACUGGUAACCACUGGCCAUGGAAGCGUCGAGGCGAAUAGGAAUCGUCCAGUGAAAUGUGAGCUUAACAUUGACAACCUGAGCAAACCAGAGCUCCUGACCCUCCUGAGCAUCAUGGAGGGAGAGCUUGAGGCCAGAGACCUGGUCAUUGAAGCCCUCAGGGCUCGUAGGAAAGAAGUAUUUCUGCAGGAACGGUAUGGGCAAUUCACUCUAACGGACCCGUUCCUUGCCUUGCAGAGGGACUUUGAGUCCGAAACGGGGGCGAAGGACCAUAGGCCUGUUAGUGCAAGCCCCAUCACCGUUCUAGAAGCUGUAAUGGCCCACUGCCGCAAGAUGCAGGAGAGGAUGUCUGCCCAGCUUUCGGCUGCUGAGAGCAGACAGAAGAGGCUUGAGUUGGAGAAACUGCAGCUGCAGAGCCUGGAGCAGGAGCACAGGAAGCUGUCGGCUCAGCUAAAGGAUGAACGAGAGAAAAACAAACACGUGGUGAUGUCGUUGGUGCAUGAAUGCAAGCAACUAGCUGCUCGCGUGGUCGAAGAGAACCAGCGCUUUGAAGAGCUGUCAUCCCGCACUGAUCAGGAUGGCCGCUCUGUGGGACGACUGGAGGAGGAGCUUGCGACCGAGCGCCGUCGUAGCCAACAGAUGGAGGCGGAGAUGGAGAAACAGCUGGCCGAGUUUGACACAGAGCGAGAGCAGCUACGUGCCAGGCUUAGCCGCGAGGAGACGCGUUCUGCAGAGCUGCGCGCUGAAAGCAAGAUUCUAAAUCAGCAGGUGGAGCAGCUAAGAACUGAGCGAUGCAAAGACGCCCCACCACUGCCUUCUGGUACCCCAGCAUCUGCCACUGUCCCUGCCCCAGUUAAACCCAAGACUAUGACAUCUGUGGCUGUGGGCACUGAGGCAGUCGUCUGCAAGGUUUCCUCCUCUCAGACAGACCUUCCUUUGGAAAAUGAAGGGCCUAAGAAGGUGCUACUCACCAUCCCUGUCAAGCCUACAAGUACCAACUACACGAGCUUGAACCUACCUAAAACUCCCAGUGCAGGACGGGGACUACACCAUGGGAGCUCUCAGGCAGAAAAUGGUGGUGAGGGCCAAACGGUUCCACAUGGUUCACACUCACCUGGUGUGACUCUUAACUUGCCGGCUGGGGUCAGCCCCCGCGUCCAGGCGGCCCGUUACAAAUUCCAGCCCUCUUCCUCGGAGCAGGACCAAAAUGGAACACCAAACCAGAGCCCCCCUUCACGGGACCUGUCCCCUACAAACCGAGAUAACUUUGCAGCCAAGCAGCAGGCGCGCCACACUGUCACACAGGUUCUUUCCCGUUUCACAAGCCCACCUGCAGGGGGUCCCCCUUCAGUUCUACGGUCUGGUCUGCCACACUCCACAUCUGAGGGGGGGCCCUUCGCAGGGCGUUUAGGACACCCGACUUUGGCCCGCAUCGACAGGGGUAAUCCACCCCCCAUCCCACCAAAAAAACCAGGACUAUCCCAGACACCAUCCCCUCCUCACCCACCAAUCAAAGUAGUAGGUGAUGCCAACAGGCCCCCAGGAACUGGAUUAGGGGUGGGCCUUGCCAAAUCAACUGCCACCCCUCAGCUUCCACCAAAGCCCUCCUUAGAUUUGGGCGGUACAGUCCCAGCCUUGACCACGUCACAGGUGGGUGCUUCCAUCACGGGCUGGUCAUGGGGGCCACAGCCUAAAGCAGCAUGUGUGGAGUGUCCCCCUGUCACCACCUCCUCCACCAAAGCUACCAUUGUCAGUAGCCCUUCCAUAAACCCUGCUAGUGUUUCAUCCUAUAGCCCCCAGCAUCCGGGCAGCCCCCUGGCAGCAGCAUCAGGCUGGUGUCCCUCCAUAAUCCCCUCGCUAACCUGCGGUGACCCCGUCCCCCUGGAUGACGGGCAAACCCUUCUCCUCCAAGCUGCUUCCCAGGGAAAUGUCACUUUAUUGUCUAUGCUGCUUAACCAAGAUCCACUAUUGGAUAUUCAUCACCGCCAACAUGAAUUAACCUCUGCCUUGAUCUCUGCUGCUCUGAAUGGACACACAGACUGCUUAAAUCUGCUGCUGACUUCAGGGGUGUCUGCUGAAGCUACAGAUGAAACAGGAUUUACACCGUUACAUGCUGCUGCUAAAAACGGUCACCAUGGGUGUGUUAAAGCUCUUGUCAAGUGGGGAGCUGAUGUAGAGAGAGAGUGUUCUCAUGGAAGGACCCCUCUGUUCCUGGCUUGUGAACAGGGACAUGUAGAGUGUGUGAAAGUCUUGCUGGAUGCAGAAGCAGACCGGUCACAUGUCACCACUGACAACUGCACAGCUCUGCACGCUUCAGUCAGUUCAGGUCACGUGGACUCUCUGAAGCUCCUGUUACACCACCCGUCUCCUGAACCAGAGCUGGGUCACCCUCCCUCUCCUUGGGGCCCCAACCAAGAGCUCCUACACCCUGCCACAGCCAAGGCCAGCUACUUCCUCAACCACAGUAACCAGGAUGGCUGGACUGCUGCCCAUAUCGCUGCAUCCAGGGGCUACAAGAAAUGCCUGGAGGUUUUGUGUAACCACAGUCAACAGGACAUUGAGAAGAGGGACAAAUGCAAUCGCACCAUACAUGAUGUUGCCACAGAUGACUGCAAAGACCUACUAGAAAACCUGGACUGGUAUUCAGUGGUUGUACAGGUGCAGAUGGGCUCACCAGAGCAUCUUUGCCCCGUGGAUCUCCUGGAGGAUGGCUUCACUGUUGGCAAAGUGACAAUUCAGCGCCACACCAGCUGGGUGGAAUUGGCGAGGAGCUUGAAUCACCUGCUGACCAAUCACCUCCAGCAAGUUUGUGGGAGCUGGGAGCUGCAGGAAGGGCUAGGCAGAGCAGACACUCUUUUGGGCCUGUCUGCUGACAGCAUGGCCUCUGUUAUUAUAGGUGAUGCCGUCUGGCUGCGGGGGCAGGAGUUGCAUCAGUCACCUUGGGACCUUGUUCGAAAGCGCCUGAGUCAACAUAUUACCAUACAUCUUAAAGGCCUGUCAGAGUGCUCUUUGGAUGAGAUGACGUACGACUCCCUGAUCCCUCUACAGCUGCUGCAGAACUACGUCCGCCUGGUGGAGCAAUACCAUAACAUCAUCUUUCACGGGCCGGAAGGAAGUUUUCAGGAGUACAUAGCCAAUCAGAUUUCUCAUUAUAUUAAGCACAGACAGGAGACCCAGGGGAUUGGCUGUGAUGUCGUCAGGGUGGAGAUGGAUGAGAGUCUAUCUAAAGAGCACCUGCUGGAGAUCUUCAUCAACUGUGGGUUCCUGGUGUCUUUACAUGACGGCAGCGCAGGGCGAUGUGUGGUGGUGGUCCUGGAGGGUCUGGAGAGAGCUCACUCUCUCAGCCACAUACUGGGAGAUCUGUGUGAGGCCCUGGAGAACCGAGGAUCUGUCUAUACCUUCUCCCUCAACCAUGGUCACGUUGGGCUUUACUACUUCCGAGAAAGGAGUUUUCUGAUUGGCACACUGGCCAAGCCAUGCCUGCAAGGAGCUGAGCUACGAUUACAGCAGCACUUCCGCUGGGUUCAGCUGCGCUGGGACACCGAGCCCCUCAAAGGCAUGCUGGGACGUCAUCUCUGCAGAAAACUCCUCCACAAGACUCAAGGCCAGUGCUGGACAUCUGAUGAGCCCAUACACAAAACGCUUUCUUGGGUGUGUUCAGUCUGGCACCAGCUCAACGCCUGCCUCUCGCAUCUUGGGACCCCUGAGGCCUUGUUGGGACCCUAUUUCUUCCUCUCCUGCCCUGUGCAUCCAGAACAGACCCAGACAAUUCCCAAGUGGUUGGCAAGGCUUUGGAAUUCAGUGAUAGCUCCACGUGUCGAGGAUGCUGUAAUAUCUAGAGUAACAGCCAAGCGUUCUCCCUCCCAGCGGCGGUCUCCAAACAACAAAGGUCUGAGCCCAGGUCAGAGAGCCGUAGUCAAAGCAGCUCUGAAUAUCCUCCUGAAUAAAGCCGUGCUACAAGGCUGCCCACUGCCCAGACCAGAGAUUGACAGGCUCUUACCAGAGUUCCAAGGAGGAUGUUUCCCACUCUCCACGUUUGGCUCCUACAGAAAAGGUGGCAGAAAAGGAUGUGAUAAUGGUGCUUGGAGACGAGCUAAUACCAGUCCAAGGAAGAAAGUAAGCCCCGCCCCUGGGAGGAGCUCAAGCUGCUGUUUGAGAGAAGGAUCUCUGGCUAAUUUAGAUGCUUGCCAAAUGACAAAUGCCAGUCAUGCAAGACUCAGUGAUGGAGUUGAUGUUGGUCUUUCUCUCUACUCUGAUGAUGAGACUGAUCUAAUCAGGGAACUCCAGACCAUGUGCUCUAGCAAAUCUGAACCAGACAUAAGCAAGAUUGCUCUCUCUAAAGAGGACUUCAUCAUGCCUCCAUACUCGAAUCAGCAGACACCUCACAGGAGUGAUGGUGAGGUUACGCAGCCCCAGAAACACCCUGUUACAACAUACAGUGUUGUGGAUAUAGCCCAUCCUCCACCACAGAAGACUGACAGUUGUCACACCUCCACUCAGCGGUUGACAAGGCCCAGAUCUCAACUGCCCAUCCCAAGCGGCAGAGGGGCUCAGCAAAUGAACACUAGCAGCAGCAGCAGUUCCCUUCAAAGUCAGGGCAGUAACUUGAGCAGAGCCUCCGUGAGCAGCAGAGCAAGGCAGCCCCCACCCCACAACAACACAAACAACUUUACACAAGACCAGAUCUGGAUCCUGGACCCAAACUGUAAUGAAAGCUACAGUAAUCAAAGAUAGACUCCUCCCACUGCCCUCCCAUUGCCCUUAACCGGUUAUCGCCCUCUGUGUUGUGAAGUUUGGUUACAGGCAGCAUUUUAGUAUUUGUAAAUGUUGUCCAUACUUGUUACACUAUAUAACAUUGUGUACUAUGGGACCAUAGUUUUAAUAUAUUAACUGUUUAAGUAAAGAACUUUGACAAAAGUAAGAUAAUACAAAAAGUCUAAUACAAAAAAAGUGCUUGAACACUUUUGCCUUUAAGGUAAAACAUUUUGGAUCAAAGUUAAAGCAGGUAGUCUUUUUGCUCUUUAGUAUUUUCAAUCAAGUGUUUUAUGUUUAAAUAGGUGAACGGUGAGUUUUAGAAACUGUCAGAAUCAGGGUUUUACCAAAUAUGUGUAAAUAAGAACUGGGAACUUAAAUGUUAUAUAGAUUAGUGUGUGUGUGUGUGUGUGCGUGCGUGCGUGCGUGCGUGAUAUUACGCUUGUACAUUGGAGGAACGUGAAGGGAAAAUGAGAACUGUAUAUACUGUUUGUAAUAUUACAUUUUGGUUUGUAUUUUUUCACUCGUUUCAAAGCAAACAGAAUGUGGCAGUAAUUACCGGCAUUGCAAACACAGGAUAUUUAGUUUUAUUUGUUAAGCCAUAAUUAGUAUUUUCGAUUACUCUCAUGCGUGCUCAGUGACUGGCUUGACCCCAACUAUAAAAUUUGAAGUGGCACACAUUACUUGUCCAUUUGUCUUCUGUAUUGAACUGUUAGGAUAAACAAGUAUUCUUUUAAAUUCAUUAUUGUUCAUAUGUACAGAAGAGAUUAUUGUCGACCUCUGAUGUUUAACUGUAUUAUAGUUGUCUGAUGGGGUUAAGAGAAAUUGUCCUGUUUCCUCCAAGCACAAUAAUUAAAAUGCACUAUCCUAGACAUCAACUUCA
This is a messenger RNA of Myxocyprinus asiaticus (Chinese sucker), 5892 nucleotides long. RefSeq names its product cortactin-binding protein 2-like. The transcript is spliced from 24 exons. The coding region runs from base 213 to 4991 and encodes 1592 amino acids. Gene Ontology annotation, biological process: regulation of synapse organization. The record is from RefSeq and is a predicted model, not a curated record. Gene Ontology annotation, molecular function: protein binding. Gene Ontology annotation, cellular component: glutamatergic synapse. NCBI's taxonomy places the organism in Eukaryota, Metazoa, Chordata, Actinopteri, Cypriniformes, Catostomidae.